Messenger RNA from Phialemonium atrogriseum, 1986 nucleotides. Its product is annotated as general substrate transporter. NCBI's taxonomy places the organism in Eukaryota, Fungi, Ascomycota, Sordariomycetes, Cephalothecales, Cephalothecaceae. The transcript is spliced from 5 exons. Bases 116 to 1843 code for a protein of 575 amino acids. Gene Ontology annotation, cellular component: membrane. The record is from RefSeq and is a predicted model, not a curated record. Gene Ontology annotation, biological process: transmembrane transport; carbohydrate transport. Gene Ontology annotation, molecular function: carbohydrate:proton symporter activity.
CAUUGGCCUUCCCCUUGCUCUGCAACAGCUUCCCUGGAGUCAGGCAGCUCACCUCUCUCCCAUCUCGUCACCCGUCUUCAGACCACCAACAACCCCGCAAUCAACAGCAGCGACAAUGGGCGCGGGAGGUGACACGGGCACGGUCGCGUUUUACGACGCGGCCCUGCAAAGGCGCCAGGCCCUCAUGGGCGCGAGUGGUCCUCGUGCCUUGGUCAAGAACUUCAAGGUGUUCAGCAUCGCCGCCUUUGCGUGUAUCGGCGGUGUGCUUUAUGGUUACAACCAAGGCAUGUUCUCGGGCGUCCUGGCCAUGCCCUCCUUCCAGAAGCACAUGGGCGACUAUGACCCCAUGGACCGCACCGCAAGCCAGACCAAGAAGGGUUGGCUGACUGCCAUCCUCGAGCUCGGUGCCUGGCUUGGGACCCUGCUGUCCGGCUUCCUCGCCGAGGCCCUCUCUCGAAAGUUCGGUGUCCUGGUCGCAUGCGGCGUCUUCAUCCUCGGAGUCGUCAUCCAGACCACCGCCAUCACUGCCGGCCCCAAUGCGAUUCUUGCCGGCCGAUUCAUCACUGGUAUGGGCGUUGGUAGCUUGGCCAUGAUCAUCCCCAUCUACAACUCCGAGGUCGCCCCUCCCGAAGUGCGCGGAGCGCUCGUUGCCACACAGCAGCUUGCAAUCUGCUUCGGUAUCUUGAUCAGCUUCUGGAUUGAUUACGGGACCAACUACAUUGGCGGCACCACUCUCGAAACCCAGACCGACGCGGCCUGGCUGACGCCCAUCUGCCUGCAGCUCGCCCCCGCGGUGGUCCUGUUCGUCGGCAUGAUCUUCAUGCCCUUCUCCCCGCGCUGGCUGGUGCACCACGGGCGCGAGGAAGAGGCCCGGCGCGUGCUCGCAAGCCUCCGCGGGCUCGACGCCGACCACGAGCUCGUGGAGCUCGAGUUCCUCGAGAUCAAGGCGCAGUCGCUGUUCGAGAAGCGCACCGUGGCCGAGCACUUCCCGCACCUGCGCGAGCAGACGGCGUGGAACACGUUCAAGCUGCAGUUCGUCGCCAUCAAGUCGCUCUUCCAGACGCGGCCCAUGUUCAAGCGCGUCAUCGUCGCGACCGUGACCAUGUUCUUCCAGCAGUGGUCGGGCAUCAAUGCCGUGCUGUACUACGCGCCGUCCAUCUUCAACCAGCUCGGGCUCAGCGACAACACGACGUCGCUGCUCGCCACGGGCGUCGUCGGCAUCGUCAUGUUCCUCGCCACCAUCCCAUCGGUGCUGUGGAUCGAUCGCGUCGGCCGCAAGCCCGUGCUGACCAUCGGCGCCAUCGGCAUGGCCACGUGCCACAUCAUCAUCGCUGUCAUCGUAGCCAAGGACCAGACAAAGUUCCAGACCGAGGUGGCCGCCGGCUGGGCCGCCGUGUGCAUGGUCUGGCUCUUCGUCGUCCACUUCGGCUACAGCUGGGGCCCCUGCGCCUGGAUCAUCGUUGCCGAGAUCUGGCCCCUCAGCAGCCGCCCGUACGGCGUUUCCCUCGGCGCCUCGAGCAACUGGAUGAACAACUUCAUCGUCGGCCAGGUCACCCCGGACAUGCUCAAUAAUAUCACCUACGGCACCUACAUCAUCUUCGGCCUGUUGACCUAUAUGGGUGCUGCCUUCAUCUGGUUCUUUGUACCCGAGACGAAGCGGUUGACUCUUGAGGAGAUGGACGUCAUCUUCGGAUCCCAGGGCCUCGCCCAGGCAGACUUUGAGCGCAUGGAGGAGAUCAACAACGAGAUCGGCCUCGCCCAGAUGCUCCGUGGCAGCUCCGGCGGCGCCGGCAGCGAGAUCGCCGUCGACUCGGAGAAGAGGAAGGUUUCCGAGAACGAGUAAAGGAUUUGCGAUUUGCUCCCGGGAUCUGGGGGAUUGCGUGUUUGGGUGGAAUACACCCACGAAGUUUUGGGGCCGAGGUGGUUUGGUGUCGAUAAUGGAUGGGGAGAGGGACUAAUUUGACGAUGCGGAUACGGAUUUGAGAU